GGGAGUCAUCGUUUGGAGUAGCUUGAGCCGUUUGCCAGAGGAUUAGAUCGAUCUUUGCUGUCGGCCCUAAUAUUGUCUUCAUUAUGACCUCUGCUGAGCCCCCUAACGGAAUGUGGCAUCGGAAAACCAACACUCAGCGGCAAGGUGCCAAAUCCAAUCAAGCUGAGAGUCAUGAAAAUGUGAAGGACGAUCUUAUCGAGUGGGAAAAAUACACAAAGAAACUAAAGACGAAAGUUUUAGAGCAGGUCCAGGAUCAGCUCAGAGACAUUCUUGACAAAGCUCUGACUGAGUCCAUCGAGCCUCCCGCCCACAUUCAAGCUGCACUGACUGGGAAAACAACAAAGAAAGAUUCGCACAGAUCUCAAAGGAUGGAUGAUGGCAAAGUGUUCAUGGAGAGAGCGUCACUGUUGGAUGAACUGUUUGAAAUCAGCCACAUUAGGACCAUCUACCACAUGUUUAUUGCUGUGCUCCUCAUCUUCUGUAUGAGCACCUUGGCUGUUGACUACAUUGACCAGGGCAGGUUGGUUCUGGAGUUUGACAUGUUGUUCUACGCCUUUGGGAAACUGGGGACGGUCACCUGGGCCUGGCUCGCUAUGUUUGUUUACACCCUCUUUGUCCCGUACUACAUCCUGGAGUUUUGGGGUUCUCUGUACCACAAAUUCCCCUCCAAGUUGGGGCUCACUCUUGGUGCAGGGCUGAUUCUUACUGCCAUACAGACCUGUGUUCUUGGACUAUUCCCAAUCUACACGGUUGUGCAUCACCAGCUGCCUCCAGCAUCUCGCUUCAUCGUGAUACUAGAGCAGAUUCGAUUCCUGAUGAAAGCCUAUUCGUUCAUUAGAGAAACGGCCCCCGUUAUCCUGAAGAACACACCAAAGGAAGGAGAAAAACCCAGGUUUCCAACAUUUUCCAGCUACCUGUAUUUCCUUUUCUGCCCAACACUCAUCUAUAGGGAAUUCUACCCUCGAAAUAAACGAAUACGUUGGGAAUAUGUUGCUGUCACUAUUGGCAAGAUUUUUGCGUGCCUGUUUUAUGGAUACUUCGUUCUGGUCCGUCUUUGUAUACCCGUCUUCAGACCAGAGACCAACCAACCUUUUAGCAAAAGAACAAUGGUUCUGGCUGUAUUUCACUCCAUAUUACCAGGAAUAAUGCUUCUCCUGCUGUGUUUCUUUGCCUUCUUGCACUGCUGGCUCAACCUCUUUGGGGAGCUGUUGCGUUUUGCUGACAGGAUGUUCUACAAGGACUGGUGGAACUCGACAUCCUUUGCAAACUAUUAUCGCACCUGGAAUGUCGUGGUUCAUGACUGGUUGUACUACUACGGGUACAGAGACUUCCUCUGGCUCUCCAACAGAAGAUUCAGAGCAGCAGCCAUGCUGUCCGUGUUCAUCGUUUCUGCAGUUGUCCAUGAAUAUGCUUUGGCCCUUUGCUUCGGUUUCUUCUAUCCUGUCAUGUUCUGCCUCUUUGCAGUUUUUGGAGUGGCUUUUAACUUUACGAUGACUGAUAAGAGACAGAGCCCGGUGUUCAACAUCAUCAUGUGGGCGUGUCUUUUCCUCGGUCAGGGGGUUCAGGUGUGUCUGUACUGCCAGGAGUGGUACGCCCAGAUCCACUGCCCACCCAGAGGGGAUAGUUUCUGGGAACUGGCGAUGCCUCGAUCAUGGUCCUGUAGCUAUCAGACAUGAAGCCAUUUUUCGCUGUCAUCCGGAGCAACUGAUGAACGGACCUGGAAACAUUAGCAAUACACUGAAAAGAAGAGAGAGCAAGAAAGAAGACAACUUAAACGACAUUGAAAUAGACAUCAGCAGACACAUUAAGAGCAUCACCAUAUACUUUCUUUUUGCACUGAUAGCUUGAAAAUAUUUUGUUACUUGUGAAUUUCUGUUGUGAGAAGUUUUCUCUGACCACAGAGAGACAGAACACAACACUAUUUCAGAGAGUUAGUGACUACUGAUAAUUAAAAUUAGAUGUUUCUGUUUUGGACCAGACUAUAUAAUUAUAUUACUUCAUCUAAUGCUAGACUGGUCAACUAAACAAUAAUUUACAGACCAAAAUAAGCAUUUAAAAGACAGCACAGGCAUUCUAAAUUCCAAUAUUGUACUUUUAAUCUUCAAUUCUUGUUAUUAGCUUGGUAGGAAAAAUAUCUAACUUAACUGGUCUCAUAAAUGCAUUGCUCAAACUGUUUUUAUAUUAAAAACAUUAUUUGAUCUUUGCAUGAUUUUCAUUUCCUUAUUUGUGAUAAUAACAACAAUGACAUCUUUUUGGCUAUAGAGCAUCUUUAAAGAGAUCCUGAACCUGUUAGAGCGUCUGGCCUGCAGAGAGCAUCACAACUUCAGUUCUGACAUGUUUGACAUUAGGCUUGCAGGGAUUGGUUGAUGGAGUGGCCAUGUAAACCAGCCAACCAACCACACUCUGUGGUGUCUCAGCACCAUGUCACAAAGCCUCUGACUGCCUGCUGUAGCAUCAUACAGGAAGAAGAGGAUUAACUUUGGUACUGUUAGCAUUAGUUAUGUAAUGCUCAGUAAGCUGAUUGAGCACAAUAAAAGAGCUCAGAGGGAAAUACAAGGCAGCUUUGAGGGGAGAGGAGAAUUGAGAUCGUGUGGGUCUAUGAUUUUUAAGAUUUUCUUAUCAUCAUGUUAGUUUGACAUUUCCUCACAAAUGUGCUUUUGUUUGCUUCAUCAAAAGGUUUUUGCUCAUUAGGUUUCCAUCAAAGAUGCAAUUCAAUACAAUGAAUUCACAGGAAAAUUAUUUUAUAUUUCCUGUAUAAGCUCUGGUGGCCAGAACAGAUGAGCUUGAUCUGAGAUUUGACGGUUGUCAGAUAUAUAAGACCUUUGAGGUUCUGCAGAUGUAACAAGUGCAGAUAUAAAAUGUCUAACUGCAAAUUUGUUUUCUUUGUUUUUUUUGCUGUGUGAAUUGAUGUUUCGAAAUAAAAGCUUUGUGUUCAGCUGCUUCCCAGUGAAUCAGAAAAUCAUUAAAAAGUUGUAGAAAUUCAUGAAAAAGGUGGAACUAGUGUUACUUAUAAAUUGAUACUUUUCAAGGGGAUUUUCUUUCUUUACACACCCAGGGCUUAUGCCUACUGUAGUCCUCUGUCUGCAGCAUAGGAGCUAUGUGGAUGACCCUUAGUGUGACAGGAUAUAUCAGCACAGCCUGCUUCAAAGUUUAACAAGAAUACAUGAUCUCUUCAUGAGUUAAAGUCCUCACCUUUAAAUUUAUUAGGUUUGACAAUGCAGAGCCAUAGCCAUCCAUUACGUACGUGUAACUUCUGUUUUGACAUGAAAACUGGCUCAGCUGUUCCUUUCCCAGACACAGCCCCCUGUAUAGCUAGUUUACUAUUAGCUUUUCUAACAUAGAAACUAGUUAUAGAUCCGUCCUGCUAUGUUCAUUUCUUAUGUCUGCUUCUAUCUCCUUGAAACCCCAGUUGGCAACUCACACACAGCCUGAUUCUGCUGGAGGUUUCUUCCUGUUGCUGUAAAAGGCAGUUCUUC
Messenger RNA from Cyprinodon variegatus (sheepshead minnow), 3476 nucleotides. RefSeq names its product sterol O-acyltransferase 1-like (gene soat2). Gene Ontology annotation, cellular component: endoplasmic reticulum membrane. The record is from RefSeq and is a predicted model, not a curated record. Gene Ontology annotation, molecular function: cholesterol O-acyltransferase activity; cholesterol binding; fatty-acyl-CoA binding. Bases 84 to 1676 code for a protein of 530 amino acids. Gene Ontology annotation, biological process: cholesterol metabolic process; cholesterol efflux. Lineage: Eukaryota; Metazoa; Chordata; Actinopteri; Cyprinodontiformes; Cyprinodontidae. The transcript is spliced from 16 exons.